Molecule: messenger RNA, 2269 nt
Organism: Triplophysa dalaica
Lineage: Eukaryota; Metazoa; Chordata; Actinopteri; Cypriniformes; Nemacheilidae
Product: inactive phospholipid phosphatase 7
Exons: 3
Coding region: 267-1106 (279 amino acids)
Cellular component (GO): nuclear envelope
Molecular function (GO): sphingosine-1-phosphate phosphatase activity
Source: RefSeq, a predicted model, not a curated record
UGUUUUUUUACCGUCGUGGUUCCCAGCGCGUAGGCUGCAAAUGCAAUGAACGUGUUUUGUGAAACAGAAGAUUUAUUAAACAUUUGUUUUUGUAUUUUUGUAUUAAAUUGACAUUUUUCACUCGAUCUCCAUCUUUGACGCGUAGCGACUGUUCUCCGCCAGCAGUUGUUCAAUGGAUUGAGAUGUGCUUACAAUCUGAAUCUGUUUUUGACCAAACCCCCGGCGUCUAUUAACUGUACUGAGAAUACUAUACAACUAAACCCACGAUGCCUUUUAACCCGAGCCUGUCCAGAGCAAAAGAUCGAAGCAGCAGUGUUCUGGGUCGACCUGAAUUCUUAUCGCUGAAUCAGCCACUGCGAAACAGCAGAGCAUCCAGAAGAGCCAACCACUGGAGGACCCAUCAGUGUGAGAACCUCCCAGAGCCCGAGAGCACGAAGGAACGCAAAGAGCCGUCAAGACUUCCAGAUGAAGACUGCAUGCUGCUCAACCCGUCUUUCAAAGGAAUCGCCAUAAACUCUCUUUUGGCCAUCGACAUUUGCCUCUCCAAGCGUCUGGGCGUGUGCGUCCACAGCUCGUCUUCAUGGGGCAGCGUUCGAAGCAUGGUCACUCUUCUGGCUCUGACGGGUCACGGCUUGACGUGGAUCUGUGGGACUCUGGUGUGUCUCAUGCAGAGCAAUACGCCGGCCGGCCAGGAGGUCCUGAUCAAUCUACUCAUAGCUCUGGUCCUUGACAUCUUAACUGUGGCGGGGGUGCAGAAACUGGUCAGACGCAAAGGACCAUGGGAUAUGAAUCCAGGUUUUCUGGACUGCGUCGCCCUGGACACGUAUGCAUUCCCAGCAGCUCACGCCAGCAGAGCAGCCAUGGUUUCAAAGUUCCUCCUGUCCCACCUGGUGCUGGCCGUCCCGCUGCGUGUCCUCCUGGUGCUGUGGGCCUUUCUGGCGGGAAUGUCCCGGGUCCUGCUGGGUCAGCAUCACCUGACGGACAUUGCGUGCGGGUUUGCUCUGGGUUUUCUUCACUUUAGACUGAUGGAGUCGGUGUGGUUGUCAUCAAGUGCCUGUCAAACACUCAUCUCAGUGGGAACGUUCAGCUGGGGCUCAUCCAACUAGAUUCUACCUCGUGCAAAAGUCAAACAGACAUCUGUAGGGUGGACUGACACGUUCUUGUGUUUUGUGUUCCUUUUCAAAUGAAUUCAGCAUGUUUCAUUACAAAUAAUAGCAGAACAAUUUGAGGAAAACGUUUGCUGUUGCGAAUUGUCGUAGUGUUUUGCCGUGAUGGCAUGCGUUUGAGGUUCUGAAGAUCUCUGUGGUAAAGAGUGUCAGGUUUUUCUAAAAAAAUCUUUUGAUUUUUAUCACACUUAAUGUCCACAACUGCUCAUGAGCUAAAAACAUUUGGAGGCACGGUUUUCUUUUUCGUCACGUGUCCCAGUUUCACUUCUUUAAUACAGCUGAACUGAGACAUUCGUAAAAGUCUUGUUGUCUAAAGAGUGAAGUGGCUGCCUCCAGCUUUGUCUAGUUUUAUAAAUGGGAGCUUUUGUUGUCAAAUGACAACUAUGCCGAGGAUCACUUGAACUGUAGUGUUUCUGGACAGCUUUACAUAUAAAUAUAUGAAUACAACCCGAAAAGCAUGGUGUUCACUACAUCACACAGACACUAGUCCUAUAGAACAUCUGUGAAGGAGGCUAAAACUCCAAUUUGCUGAGCGACAGCCAAGAAACCUUAAAGAUUGAUAGAGGAGUGGACUAUAAUGUAUCCUGACACAUGUGCAAACCUGGUGACCAACUAUCAGGAAUGUUUUACCUCUGUGCUUGCCAACAAGGAUUUCUCCACCAAUUACAAAGUAUGGUUCGCUCAGGGAUCACAUGCUUAUUUCACUGACUGAAAUGAAAAUCAAUUUAUAACCUUUAUAUUAAAAAAAUCCCCUGAUUUUUUUAUAUUCUGUCUCCAUCAGUUAAAUAAACCUGACAUAAAAAUUAUAGACCCUUCAUUUCUUUGUAAAAGGCAAAGUUCAAAAUCAUCAGGGGAUCAAAUAAUUCUUUCCCUCACUUUAUACUGUAAUUCUACAAGGCUGUCCUAUGUGAUUGUGUUUUUUAAACGACUGACUAAAGUGGUGAUGCACAAAUACCUCUGCAGUAUCCUGGAAUGUUCUCCGUUGCAUUGAACAUGCAAAUAUAUUCUACAUCUUUUUAUUUAUGUGUUCUUUUCAUUUUUUGGUAUAAAUUACUUGAUAUGUUUCAGUAACCAUCUGCAAAUGCAAAAGUUGAAAUAAACUU